Arachis stenosperma is the source of this 1168-nucleotide messenger RNA. RefSeq lists its product as uncharacterized. The record is from RefSeq and is a predicted model, not a curated record. Bases 131 to 787 code for a protein of 218 amino acids. NCBI's taxonomy places the organism in Eukaryota, Viridiplantae, Streptophyta, Magnoliopsida, Fabales, Fabaceae. Gene Ontology annotation, molecular function: RNA binding; RNA methyltransferase activity. Gene Ontology annotation, biological process: RNA processing. The transcript has 4 exons.
UGUUGAAUACUGGAAAACCCUCUCUUUCAAAGUGUCCCUCCCAAAUCCAAAACCCCAAAGUAGAGAACAUCCUACUACUAGUUUCGGGUGGUUCAUUCUUUGCGAGUGGCAAUAAUUUCGAUUUUCGAGAAUGGGAUUUGAGAGUUACGUGGUGGUUCACAACAUUGCCAAAAGGCACAACGUUGGCACGCUUGCUCGAAGCGCCACUGCCUUCGGUGUUUCGGAGCUCAUCCUAGUCGGUCGCCGUGAUUUCAACUCCUUCGGCAGCCAUGGCUCCUCCGCCCACCUCCGCUUCCGCCACUUCCACUCCCUUCACGACGCUCGCCAGUUUCUCAAGGAGAAAGACUUCGAUAUUUGUGGAGUGGAGAUCACCGAGAAUGCCAUGCCCGUGAACCAGCAUCCUUUCAAAAAAAGCACGGCUUUCCUACUCGGCAACGAGGGUACAGGCCUUUCUGCUAAAGAAUGUGAGAUAUGUGACUUCUUUGUAUAUAUCCCACAAUAUGGAGGUGGCACUGCUUCUUUGAAUGUUACUGUUGCUGCUUCAAUUGUUCUGCAUCAUUUUGGAGUCUGGGCAGGUUUUGGAGAGAGAUCUCGUGAUGGGAACAAAUUUGUUGUGGCUGAGAGACCUGUAAAGCAGGUUCGACGAAAUUUCUGCACUGAAACAGAAGAUGAUAUCGUUGAAGAACGUAAAGCUAGAAGAGAAAAUGCUGCCAAUGGUUUCUUUGAUGAGAACGAAAACAACAAUUCAUCUUCAAACAUGCUUGAUGCAUUAUUUGUUGAUGGCUGACAAAUUGGUAACAAUGAUCUUUCCUCUUUGGGAUUUAGAUGCUUCAGUUGUGGCAGAGCUGAACCGGCACCUUACUCGUGUGUGUGGAUUCAAGGAACUGACUGUUCGCUGCUACCAUUGAAAGGUAGCUUGAUAUUUGGGACUCUCAGAAGAACAGAAAAGCCAUUAGCUGGGGAAGGUUUCUGCGGCAUUAGUUAUACAUUGUGUACUAAUUUUAUGGUGUGUCUGCUGUAACUUCCUCUGGUUACAGGGCAAUACUUCUUAACAGUAAAACCACUGUUUCACAUUUUAUUUAGAUAUCAUAAAUGAUUGUUUUGUCCUAUUUUACCAAACAGUAAUAAAUAAUCAAAAUUGAGACCGGGGGCAUGUUAGCAAUUAGUA